Messenger RNA from Neltuma alba, 619 nucleotides. Its product is annotated as receptor-like protein EIX2. The transcript is spliced from 2 exons. The record is from RefSeq and is a predicted model, not a curated record. Lineage: Eukaryota; Viridiplantae; Streptophyta; Magnoliopsida; Fabales; Fabaceae. Bases 94 to 612 code for a protein of 172 amino acids.
GUGAAAGUUUUGCUUAAACCCCAACUUUCUAACACUAUAAAUACCAGUAAUUUUGUGUAGAGUUGUAAGCCAGCUCUAGUAAAGAAACUGAUCAUGGGUCUGUGCGAAAAUACCAUUGUGUUCAUUUUGAUUUGCUCACUCAUCUCAUCACUAAACCCCUUAUGCAAAUGCAAAGCAUCUGAUCAAGUUCUUUGCAUUUCUAGUGAGCGACAAGCCUUGCUUAAUUUCAAGCUACAUCUUCAUGAUCCUUCAAACAGGCUUGCCACUUGGUCUGAUGAUAACACAAAUUGCUGCAAUUGGACAUCAGUUUCUUGCAAUCAUGAAACAGGCACUCAAUUGCAAAGCUUCGAAGCAUCAAGUUUUGUGGGCAACAAUCUCUGUGGUCCUCCACUACCAAAGAAUUGCGAUGAUUUGCAGAAUAUUCCAAAUCGCCAUGAUGAGAAAGAAGGUAAGAGAAAUGGGGUCAAUUGGUUUUAUGUGAGCAUGUCUCUAGGAUUUGUUUUAGGAUUUUGGAUAGUUGUUGGUCCUUUGCUCUACAGUAGAUCCUGGAAGCACACUUACUUUCAGUUCAUAGACUGCAUGUGGUACAAACUUCCAUAUUGUUGGUGGUGAGAAGGGG